Messenger RNA from Drosophila biarmipes, 587 nucleotides. RefSeq names its product vitelline membrane protein Vm26Ab (gene Vm26Ab). Lineage: Eukaryota; Metazoa; Arthropoda; Insecta; Diptera; Drosophilidae. The transcript has a single exon. The coding region runs from base 74 to 532 and encodes 152 amino acids. The record is from RefSeq and is a predicted model, not a curated record.
GAGUGCUAGGUCGGCAGUCACUUUUCGUUCUUUACAUCUGCAGAAAGAAGAGACACCUAGGAAACCAUCUGCAAUGGCAUUCAAUUUUAGUCACCUCCUCAUCGCCGGUGUUUUGGCAUUAUCCGCAGUGUCCUCCGAGACCAUCCAGCUGCAGCCCACUCAGGGUAUCCUUAUCCCAGCUCCCCUGGCUGAGAACAUUCGUGUGUCUCGCGCUGCCUACGGCGGGUAUGGAGCUCCAGCUGCAUCUGCUCCAUCUGCACCAGCCUACUCGUCUCCACCGUCCUCCUAUUCUGCUCAAGCUGCCCAGUCCUACUCUGCUCCUGCUGCACCCUCGAACUCGGCUCCAUCCGCACCCACCUAUUUAGCCCCGUUACCCAUUCAAUCGCCUACGUGCCCCAAAAACUAUUUGUUCAGCUGCCAGCCCUCUCUGCAGCCCGUGCCCUGUAGUGCUACGUCCAGUAGUUACGGAUCCGCCGGGGCCUACUCUCAAUAUGUACCUCACUACGCUGUACCCUUCGUCCGAGAACUGUAAGGCGCGAACCGAAUCACUUUAGUACAUAUGAAAAAAAUAAAGCGUUAAAAUAUAA